Molecule: messenger RNA, 818 nt
Organism: Salarias fasciatus (jewelled blenny)
Lineage: Eukaryota; Metazoa; Chordata; Actinopteri; Blenniiformes; Blenniidae
Product: cystatin-like
Exons: 5
Coding region: 211-648 (145 amino acids)
Cellular component (GO): cytoplasm; vesicle
Molecular function (GO): cysteine-type endopeptidase inhibitor activity
Source: RefSeq, a predicted model, not a curated record
UGGUCUUCACCCUCUUGUUGAACAUACCAGAGCUUAAAAGCUGAACAGUUGAAGCUCUUUCCCCCCUCACAUGCAGUUUGUCUCAGUGUGACUCACAUCAGCAUUGGCUGGAGCAGCUUCUCCAUUUAAAGCAACAGAAAGCUGACUUCAGACAAUCUCUCAACAGGAAAGCAGCUUUUGAGAAGUUUGACAGUGGUGAAGGAAAGGAAGAUGCCUCUCCCGGUGUCAUUGCUGAUAUGUCUGUCAGUUGUCCAUCUGUGUAUGGGAGAUCAGCCUGUGGAGGAAGUCAUCACUGCCAAAAAAGUGCAUCACAUGGGAAGCUGGAUCGAGACUGAUCCCUACGCAGAGGACGUUCAAGAGGCCGUCCAGUUUGCAGUACAGAUGUUCAACACACAAUCUAAGAGCAAAAAGAUGUUCAAACUGGUGUCAGUGGAAAACACAAAGAGUCAGGUGACCAACAGAAUCGGCUUUAAGUUUGAUGCAGUCUUGGUUAAAACCAAGUGUCUGAAAUCUGAAAACCAUGACGUGAACAGCUGCAGUCUGAAGAAAAGGCAUAUGAAGUGCCACUUCAGGGUGUCUUUCGACGCCCACACCAGGAAACACGAUGUGGAGAAACACAAGUGCAAGAAACAAAUUGAGAAGGCUUAAAUUUUUUUCACAAAUAAGUUCUAUGUUUUUAUAGCUCGGUAGCUUGAUUAUCUUCUUCAAAUUUUUUACAUACUUUUUUAUGUUUCAGAAAUGAUUUACUAUUGUGCACAUGAUGAAUAUAUGCUUUAGAUAGGAGAAAACUAAAUAAAUUCAAUAAAAUCUCAAAGAAG